UUUCGAACAGAAAUCUGCUGUCCAUCCACCAGUCAAGACGCGAAUUGACUGUCGCGGCCCCAGUCGUCCCAGAUUGCUGGUCCUUAUUUGAGAGUCACUAAUACUGCUUGUGAGCUCGUGACUUCCAUUUCCGGUUAGCGUCCAACCGAGUCUCAGACGUCACCGACCAUUUCCUCCACUCGAUCGGCUCUCUGCUGAACUGGAUUCUCCGGGGAAAGAUCUCCUAGGUCAUCAACUUUAUUGCAUUCUCCUCUCGUCGAGCUACCGAUUGCGGUUCUCCGGCCGUUCCGCCGUUUCCGUGUGACCUCCUUAUACCACACCACGUCACUCGUACGCAAAGCGGCCUGAGGAACUCAUUCCGUCCAAUCCGGCUCAAUUAGUAGAAUCUUCUUCUCCUUCUCGUCGCCCACAAUCUCUGUUCUUUGCCGAUCUCGUACGCAGAAUAUCGGCUGGUCUCUUCACAAUGCAUCGUACAUACUCUAUGCGCCAGUCGCGGCUGCCGACCGCCUCGCAGAUCGAGAACCCCCCACCACCACUCUCCUCGACCAAGACGAACAGGUGGAUGGGGAAAGGUGGUCUUGGGCAUGCCUUCCGCAAAAAUGCUGCCGGUGCUUUUGGACCUGACCUUGCGCGCAAGCUCUCCCAGCUGGUAAAGAUGGAAAAGAACGUCAUGCGCAGCAUGGAAUUGGUCUCUCGGGAGCGUAUGGAGACUGCGCAACAACUGUCCAUCUGGGGUGAGAACUGUGACGAAGACGUGUCUGAUAUCACGGAUAAACUGGGUGUCUUGCUCUAUGAAGUGGGAGAGCUGGAGGACAUGUACGUCGACCGCUAUGACCAGUACCGUGUCACCAUCAAGAGUAUCCGCAAUAUUGAGGCGUCCGUCCAGCCAAGCCGUGACCGCAAGCAGAAGAUCACCGAUGAGAUUGCCAAGUUGAAGUACAAGGACCCCAACUCCCCACGCAUUGUCGUUCUCGAGCAAGAACUCGUCCGCGCCGAGGCCGAGUCUCUGGUCGCUGAAGCCCAACUUUCGAACAUUACCCGUGAGAAGCUCAAGGCUGCAUUCCAGUACCAAUUCGAUGCUCUUCGAGAACAUUGCGAGAAGGUCGCCAUCAUCGCCGGGUAUGGGAAACACCUUCUCGACCUCAUCGAUGACACUCCGGUCACUCCUGGUGAGACUCGCCAGGCGUAUGACGGAUACGACGCUAGCAAGGCCAUCAUUCAGGACUGCGAAGACGCCUUGGCAAACUGGGUCUCGUCCAAGGCUGCCGUCAAAUCCAGCUUGUCCCAGCGUUCACGUACUCUCUCUCAGCGCCGACAGGAUAACAUCAAUAAGGGCCGUGAAAAUGGGGUGGACCUGUCGUCCCAGGACCAGCCCUUGAGGGGUGACCGGGAUUCAUGGGUUGCCGCAGAGCAGCACCCUAGCUACCACCAUGACGAUGAUGAAGAGGCUGCCAGUGAUGGAGACAUCCGCGGCCGCGAAGAAGAACGGGAGCCUGUCCCUGUCUAAUCGAGCACUCACUGAAUGAGCAGGGCGCAAGAAUACCGGCAAAACGAUACAUUGGUUAAUCACUUUGAUGCUCUUGGACUCCAUAAUUAUUGUACGAAUGACUGUUUUCCCGCUUGAUCUUCAGGAUUCAGAUCGGUGUCUGCCACGUUAUGAUGUUACUUAUUACCCCUUCGGUUUGAUAAUGCUUACUUGCUUCUGGCAAUAAUCAACCAAUUCAAAACGCUUCCCCAAUUG
Messenger RNA from Aspergillus nidulans FGSC A4, 1741 nucleotides. RefSeq names its product lipid-binding protein pilA. NCBI's taxonomy places the organism in Eukaryota, Fungi, Ascomycota, Eurotiomycetes, Eurotiales, Aspergillaceae. The record is from RefSeq and is a predicted model, not a curated record. The transcript is spliced from 4 exons. Bases 464 to 1507 code for a protein of 347 amino acids.